AUGGCAUUAGUAGCAUAUGAAAGUCUAAUUGACCCAUCAGCAUACCCAUUCUUUGCUUUCCUUUUUGUAGUCAUUGGUUUGUUUGCCUUUUCAACCUUUGCUGUUUCUGAACUUACCUCAACCAAAAAGAACAUUUUCAAGGGAUUAACUUUAGCUACUAUUGCAUCGGCUACUUUGGGAUUGGGUAUUUUCUUUGUAUUCUUGGCUGGUGGUAUCUAUGUUUAA
Molecule: messenger RNA, 225 nt
Organism: Cavenderia fasciculata
Lineage: Eukaryota; Evosea; Eumycetozoa; Acytosteliales; Cavenderiaceae
Product: UPF0197 transmembrane protein
Exons: 3
Coding region: 1-225 (74 amino acids)
Biological process (GO): protein N-linked glycosylation
Cellular component (GO): membrane-bounded organelle
Source: RefSeq, a predicted model, not a curated record